Kickxella alabastrina is the source of this 426-nucleotide messenger RNA. RefSeq lists its product as uncharacterized. Lineage: Eukaryota; Fungi; Kickxellomycota; Kickxellomycetes; Kickxellales; Kickxellaceae. The transcript has a single exon. The record is from RefSeq and is a predicted model, not a curated record. The coding region runs from base 1 to 426 and encodes 141 amino acids.
AUGUGCGAAUUCAGCGCCAAUUGUGCCAAGGAAUUAACCAACUUUAAGCCGCAGGAUAUUGCAUCUGAGCUGGUGCUCGAUAUGGCCAUGCGGCAGGAGAUGCUGCAGUUGAUAGUCGCGCAGGCUCAGGGCAGUUCAGGACCAGAGAAGGGCCGGUUGAGGGUAGUUGUGUUGCUGCAGGUGCUGGUGAUGACGCCACAGCGGGUCGGCAGGGUGGUUUGGGCCGGCGGCAUUGAGGCGCUGGUGGACGCUAUCUACGCACCCAAGGAGAAAGAAGUGGCAAUGCAGGCAGCCACCAUGCUGCUCGGGCUGCUGGACACAUCGGACACGGCAGUGUCCAAGCAGCACAUGCGGCAGGCAGCCGGCUGCGGGUUUCUUGAGGUGCUCAGUGAGGCACUUCUGCAGCCAGCCAAUGGCUCGGCUUGA